AUGGCGACCCCUGCUUCUGGUCCGUCUUACCCUCCAGCCUCUUCCAACUCUGCGCCAAGAUGGGGAAGGUCUGGCGAGCCCGGGAGCGCAUUCAACGGCCUCAGUCGUGGUGGUCGUGGAAGAGGGCGCGGUGGAGGCCCUCGGGGUGGUCGGGGCGGCCGCAACAAUGCAUCCAAAGACUCAAAGCCAGAAGACAACCAGCGUCCCCUGAAGUCUGAUAAUUCGCCUCCCAGCCCAGUGCCUGCUACGAAACCUUCUCCUCAACCUGCCGCCGCUAUCUCUACGCCGAACAAUGAUAAACCUGCUCCAUCCACACCCCGAGUUAAACCCGCCUCUCGCAGAGCAUCCCGGGUCAUCCCUCCGACAAUUAAUACCCAAGUGCCUGUGGCAGAGGUCGCAUCAGCCCCUUCGUCCGCAAAGCCAAACAGCAAGCGACGGCGCUCUCAGGCAGGCAAGCCCAAUGCCAUUCCUCCCAAGAUCGCUCCCUCCGCUCCGAACGACAACCUUGCCCGUCCUAAUAAGCCCCGUUUCCCGGCCGUCCCCAACACCGCACCCGUAAAAGACACCCCUCCUCACCUAAAUAACAAGCAGUUCGACAUGCGUCACGACAUCGAUGCCCUCGUUGAACGCGUCCGAGCAGUAGCCAUGGAUAACAGACCGUCGACGCCUGGAAGUCACAUUGAUUGGGCUGGCGAUGACGAUGAUACUUUACCGGAUCUCAAUGACUGGGGUGUGCACCCAGCGACUCUUUCCACCAGCAAGUCGGAAGUCAUCUCCCCCAUCAUCGUUGAAGGUCUGAGACCUCUUCCGGACAUUGCGUCUACCUCCAUCACCUCCAGCCCCCUCCGAAAUGAAGUUUUGGCCCUACCACUCGUCCCUGAUGACACUAACCAAGAGCGAAAGAAGAAUUCUCCUCCUUUGCAUGAAACAACGUCUACGACGACGGCAAGCCCUCCUGCAGCUACAAAGGUUGUCUCGAAGCCAAUUGAUCAGACAAAACCUGUAAAGGAGACCCCGCCAGCCAGAAACGCGAAUCGGAGAAAACCUCUUCACCCAUCUCUGUCAGCGAAGCCAAUUAUCAACCCUCUCGCGGCGCAUCGGUCCGAAGCCAUACCUAUGCGCAAUGCCCCACCCGCAAAAUCGCUAAAUAAUGCUUCAACGGAGGCUUCUGCAGGGAAAGGAUCGACAGCCGCGAAUCCGGUGCCUGAACCCGAGCAGCAUAAGCCGCCAGUCAUUUUUCAUCAACGGCCGGAAGGCGAAGAGAAGAUCGAUGAGGCCUCCAAAGUCUCAACACCGUUAGUCAUAGUUGGCUCAAAGACCCCGGAAAUAUCCACGGCGCCACUAGAGGCUAUCAAGACGGCGAAGGAGUCGAAGGCGGAUUCUGACGACGAGCGUGAGGGCUUGGAGGCUUCUAUACACGCCCGAAAACCCAUAACCGAUUCUGCCUCCGCUCCAGCGAACCUCUCUACCUACUCCGACUCACAUUCAGGACCUCGCGACUCUCAGAUGGCCCACACCAGGGCCCACACCGUCGGCCGUCCCUUCCCCCGGUCAGCACGAGACCACAAUCCGCGGGCCUCGCGCUCUGGCCAUGCGACGCCUCAUAUUCACUCACCUCUUGUUCGACAUUAA
This is a messenger RNA of Cyclocybe aegerita, 1632 nucleotides long. NCBI's taxonomy places the organism in Eukaryota, Fungi, Basidiomycota, Agaricomycetes, Agaricales, Hemipholiotaceae. The record is from the annotation of a GenBank genome assembly.